Molecule: messenger RNA, 1149 nt
Organism: Adineta ricciae
Lineage: Eukaryota; Metazoa; Rotifera; Eurotatoria; Adinetida; Adinetidae
Source: the annotation of a GenBank genome assembly
AUGACCGACGAGAUAACACAUUUCCCCGAAAAUGUACAAAAACUAUUAGCUGAUGCCAGACUACCAACGGAACAAUUGAAACCAGUGUAUUAUGAAUUGACGAUCGGUGAACACUUUCCAGAUGAUUCUAUUCGAUUGAUGGAAGUGAACAGUGCAUUGAUUGAAGAAUUAGAUAAGAAUCAAAAACUAGUCAUUCGUGGCACGCAUGACGAUUUUGCGACAUUAUGUACAUCAGAUCAAAUUUUCGAAAUGAAAACAGCUGAAACAUCGAAUACACUACUACUUGCUAGUCCACUCGAUUCUUCCUUAUCGAAUAAAGAAAAUGGAUGUGUUUCAUUAAAAGUCAAUUCAAUUCUUCACGCCAAAUAUGAAUUGACACCUUGCGUACCAAAAUUAAGACGUAUACGGCAAUUAUUGGAAGAAAAUCCCUAUCGAGGUCGGUUUGAUGAUGAUGAUGAGAACAGUCUGGCACGAAAAAUCACUGUGAAUGACUUGAAAAAUGAAGUUCAAGCAAGUGACCAAGCCAUCGAUGCGUAUUUAAAAAAACUCAAUGCGAUUACUGUUGAUGGUCAUUUACGGCUCUUAGAUUUUGAUUUUCGUACAAAACUUAUCGAAUACAUCCUCUCGUUAAUAUCAAUUCAUGAUUGGUCAAAAGAUGAUAUUCCAAUUGAUAAAUGUGCGUCGGAAAUGAAAGAAAUGUGUCCAAAAUCUGUUGCCAAGCAAUUUCUAGAACAAAUUGGAACAAUCUCCACAGAGGGGAAUUCAAUCGCUUUAAAUGCUAUCACAAUAUCUAUUCAUUAUGCACUGGACUUACUACGAAAUUUAGAGAAAAUGAAAUUAUCCGAAUUUAUGACAUGUUGGAGAGAAUGUGUACCUAGUGAAUUUUCAAUUGAUCUCGAGCAAUUAAAAGGAUAUGUCAUUCAUUCUGAAGAUACGAUUGCCUACAUAGACAUGGAUACACUUAGCGAAAAACCUGAUGAACGACUCAAAUCAUUAUUUACUCGGAAAAAUCUUUGGACAUUAGCAGAAUUAGAACCAUUCUUAACGAGUUUAACCACGUCAAGUGCAGAAUUCAAUUCCUUAUUAACAAUGCAUACACGUAGUAUUAUCAAAGAUGGACAAAAGCACUACGUUCCUAAAUACAGUUAA